Pipistrellus nathusii (Nathusius's pipistrelle) is the source of this 2388-nucleotide messenger RNA. The record is from the annotation of a GenBank genome assembly. Lineage: Eukaryota; Metazoa; Chordata; Mammalia; Chiroptera; Vespertilionidae.
AUGGAGACGCUAGAGAGAAUUCAACCACACAGGCAAGUGAUGGCCUUUAUUUUGGUAGUGUUCUUGUCCCAGGCUCGCUCGGAGCCCAUUCGUUAUUCUGUGCUGGAAGAAACAGAGAGCGGCUCCUUUGUAGCCCAUCUGAGCGAGGACCUGGGCCUGGGAACUGGGGAGUUGGCUGCCAGGUCCGCCCGGGUGGUGUCUGACAAUGACAAGCAGUGCUUGCUGCUGGAUCAUCAGACAGGAGAUUUGCUUUUGAAGGAGAAACUAGACCGGGAAGAGCUAUGUGGCCCCAUUGAACCGUGUGUAUUGCAUUUCCAGCUGCUGCUGGAUACGCCGGUGCAAUUUUUUGAAGGAGAAUUAUCAGUCCAGGACAUAAAUGACCACUCCCCAGUAUUCCCGACUAGGGAAAUGCUCUUGAAAAUACCGGAAAACAGCCAGCCAGGGACUACUUUUCCCUUGAAAUUAGCUCAAGAUUUGGAUGUGGGCAGCAAUGGUCUUCAAAAGUACACGAUCAGCCCCAAUGCAUAUUUUCAUGUUCUUAUUCGAAAUCAUAGUGAGGGUAAGAAAUACCCAGAUUUGGUGCAGGACAAGGCGCUGGAUCGAGAGGAGCAGCCCGAGUUCAGCUUAACCCUCAUGGCGCUGGAUGGCGGGUCUCCACCUCGGUCUGGCAGCGUCACCGUGAGAAUCCUGGCCAUGGAUGUUAAUGAUAAUGCUCCUGAGUUUGUGCGCACCCCGUAUCAGGUGCAGGUCCUGGAAAACAGUCCCUUAGAUUCUCCGAUCAUUACUGUCUUAGCCAAGGAUAAAGAUGCUGGAAACUUCGGGAGAGUUUCCUAUGGCUUGUUCCAAGCAUCAGAUGAUAUUAAGCAAACUUUCUCAAUAAAUGAAGUCACAGGAGAAAUCCGACUGACAAAGAAAUUGGAUUUUGAACAAAUUAAAUCUUACCAAGUGGACAUUGAAGCUACGGAUGGAGGGGGCCUUUCUGGAAAAGGCACUGUGGUCAUAGAGGUGGUGGACGUGAACGACAACGCCCCUGAACUGUUCAUAUCCUCACUCCUCAGCUCCAUCCCAGAAAACGCUCCUGAGACCAUAGUCUCCAUCUUCCGCAUUCGAGACAGGGAUUCUGGAGACAACGGAAAGAUGAUUUGCUCUAUUCCAGAUAAUCUGCCAUUCCUUCUAAAACCGACUUUCAAGAAUUUCUAUACCCUGGUCACUGAGAGUCCCUUGGACAGAGAAAGCAGAGCCCAGUACAACAUCACCAUCACCGUCACCGACAUGGGGACCCCCAGGCUGAAAACCCAGCACAACAUCACCCUGCUGGUCUCCGACGUCAACGACAACGCCCCCGCCUUCACCCAGCCCUCCUACAGCCUGUCCCUCCGCGAGAACAACAGCCCCGCCCUGCACUUCGGCAGCGUCAGCGCCACAGACAGGGACGCGGGCGCCAACGCCCAGCUCACCUACUCGCUGCUGCCGCCCCGGGACCCGCGCCUGCCCCUGGCCUCGCUGGUGGCCAUCAACGCCGACACCGGCCAGCUGUUCGCGCUGCGGGCGCUGGACUUCGAGGCGCUGCGUGCGUUCGAGUUCGGCGUGGGCGCCACGGACCGCGGGGCGCCCGCGCUGAGCAGCCAGGCGCUGGUGCGCGUGCAGGUGCUGGACGCCAACGACAACGCGCCCUCCGUGCUGUACCCGCCGCACAACGGCUCCGCGCCCUGCACCGAGCUGGUGCCCAGGGCGGCCGAGCCGGGCUACCUGGUGAGCAAGGUGGUGGCGGUGGACGCUGACUCGGGCCAGAACGCCUGGCUGUCGUUCCAGCUGCUCAGGGCCACGGAGCCCGGGCUGUUCGGCGUGUGGGCGCACAAUGGCGAGGUGCGCACGGCGCGGCCGCUGGGCGAGCGCGACGCGGCCAGGCACAGGCUGGUGGUGCUGGUCAGGGACCAUGGCGAGCCCGCGCUGUCCGCCAGCGUCACGCUGCACGUGCUGCUGGUGGACGGCUUCUCGCAGCCCUACCUGCCGCUGCCCGAGGCGGCGGCCGAGCAGGCGCGGGCGGAUCCGCUGACCGUGUACCUGGUGGUGGCGCUGGCGGCGGUGUCGUCGCUGUUCCUGUUCUCGGUGCUGGCGUUGGUGGCGGUGCGGCUGUGCAGGCGGAGCAGGGCGGCCUGGGCGGGUGGCUGCUCUGUGCCUGAGGGCCACCUUCCUGGCCACCUGGUGGACGUGAGCGGUACUGGGACCCUGUCCCAGAGCUACCAGUAUGAGGUGUGUCUGCCGGGAGAUCCUGGGACUGGUGAGUUCAAGUUCCUGAAACCAAUAAUCCCUAGCCUCUUGGUUCAGGACCCUGAGAAAGAACAAAAAGAAAAUCCCGAUUUCCGAAAUAGUUUUGUAUUCAGUUAA